AUGGGAACCGCGAGGACCUACCUCCCCUGCCAGCCCCCACUGUCACCCCCGUCCCGCCCAGGCAGGGCUGGCUGGCUGUGCCCCAAGGCUCACUCUACCGUCCUCCACAGGGGUCUCAGGGGACAGGCUGAGCAGGAGAACAGGAGCCCUGUGGGUCCUCGAGCAGUGCCCUCAGGGACCCUGCAGAGGCGGCCUUGGUUAAAGCCAGGGAGGAAUCUCCCCGCUGAAGGUGCUCACAGCAUCUCCUUGUCCCUCCCCCAGGUACCCUCAUUGCUGCCUUCCUGCCCACACUCCCGCCUGCUGGCCCUGACCUGUGUCAUCAUGCCUCGGGGCCAGAAGAGCAAGCGCCGUGCCCGCGAGAAACGCCACCAGGCCCGGGGGGAGACGCAGAGUCUCAAGGGUGCCCAGGCCACUGAGGUGGCGGUGGCGGCGGCAGCAGCAGAGAUAGAAGAGUCGCCCUCCUCCCCCUCUUCUGUUUCUCAGGGUACUCCCCCGAGCUCCCGUGCUGCUGGCACUCGCCAGGAGCCUCAGGGAGCCCCAGCCACUAGCUCUCGUGAUGCAGGGGUUUCCUGCCCAGGAUAUGAAGAGGGUGCCCGGGCGAGCCAAGAUGAGGAAAGUGCAAGUACCUCCCAGGCAGCACCUUCCACUCACAGCACUUGGAGAGAUCCUCUGUCCAGGAAGGCCAGCAAGUUGGUGGAGUUCCUGCUGGAGAAGUACAAGAUGAAGGAGCCCAUCCCGCAGGCAGCAAUGCUGAAGAUUGUCAACAAGAAGUACAAAAAGCACUUCCCCGAGAUCCUCAGGAGAGCCUCUGAGCGCAUGGAGCUGGUCUUUGGCCUCGAGCUGAAGGAAGUCGACCCCAGCUGUCACUCCUACGCCCUCAUCAGCAAGCUGGCCCUCCCCAGCGAGGGAAGUCCCAGUGAUGAGUCGGGGCUGCCCAAGUCCGGUCUCCUGAUGAUUCUCCUGGGCACGAUCUUCAAGAAGGGCAACCGUGCCACCGAGGAGGAGAUCUGGGAACUCCUCAAUGCGGUGGGUUUGUAUGCUGGGAGGAGGCACUUGAUCUUUGGGGAGCCCAGGAGGCUCAUCAGCGAAGAUUUCGUGCGGCAGAAGUACCUGACGUACCGCCAGGUGCCCAACAGCGAUCCUCCGCGCUAUGAGUUCCUGUGGGGCCCGAGAGCCCACGCUGAAACCAGCAAGAUGAAAGUGCUGGAGUUUGUGGCCAAGAUCACUGGUACCGUCCCCAGUGCCUUCCCAGAUCUCUAUGAGGAGGCUCUGAAAGAUGAGGAAGAGAGAGCAGGCGUGAGAGCCGCGGCCAGGGCUGCAGCUGUUGCUCAGCGCAGUGCACUUCCAGGGCCAAGGCCCGCAGCUCCUCCCACAUCUAGGGAGGGAGGCCGCGGGCAGUUUGUUCACUUUGUUUUGGAAGAGAGCAGUCAAGCUCCUAAAGAGUGCAGCGUAGAAGGUGAAAGCCUUGGUCUGAGGCUGGCAGACAGACAGUCAGUAGGGAGGCUGGAGUCCCAUAUGCUACCUGAAGUCAAGAAUUUCCAAGAAGGUAAUGCCUUUGUUCUUAGGAGCACAGCUUCAGGGGAGCAGAGGGUGGAGUCCUGGGUCUGGUCAGGCAUCACGAUGAGGACCCUGAAUGAGGAGCAAGAGGACCACUCACUCCAGAACAGAGGAGAAUGCAGAGUCCCACCCCUGAUGUCAGCCCCAGGCGGCCCAGGACAAAGCUUUCUGGCUGACGUGCCCCCUCUGUCCACUGGGAGUGGUCUCAGGGAGGCGAGGGCCUUGGUCUAUUGGGAACAGCCUCACUCGGUAGAGACUGGAAAUCUAGUGACUCUAAAUGAGGAUAAAGGGACUCCACCUAGAACAGAGCCCUGCCACUGGAUACCUCCCCUCGGCAAAUCCAGGAAUGUUGGCAUGAUGUGCCCCACACGUUUCCUUUUAGAGCGUCUCAGCUGCCCUCAUUGCCUGCCUUCCUGCCCACACUCCCGCCUGCUGGCCCUGACCUGUGUCAUCGUGCCUCGGGGCCGGAAGAGCAAGCGCCGUGCCCGCGAGAAACGCCACCAGGCCCGGGGCGAGACGCAGAGUCUCAAGGGUGCCCAGGCCACUGAGGCGGCGGUGGCGGCGGCGGCAGCAGAGAUAAAAGAGUCGCCCUCCUCCCCCGCUUCUGUUUCUUGGGGUACUCCCCCAAGCUCCCGUGCUGCUGGCACUCGCCAGGAGCCUCAGGAAGCCCCAGCCACUAGCUCUCGUGAUGCAGGGGUUUCAUGCCCAGGAUAUGAAGAGGGUGCCCGGGCGAGCCAAGAUGAGGAUAGCGAGUCACAGAUGAGCGGGCCUGCCCCAUCCUGGACGGUUCCUCUUUCCCUCCCCUACCUGGACACUGGUGGUUGGAGCAUGCCCAGAGAUCCUCCCUCUCGUGGUCAAGGACCACUGCUAGGUUUCCAGCCAUACCAGGACCAAGCAAGACAAAACCGCCAGCACAGGUUGACGCAGGCGCACCAAGACCUAAAAGGUGACUCAAGGUAA
Messenger RNA from Eubalaena glacialis (North Atlantic right whale), 2517 nucleotides. Its product is annotated as melanoma-associated antigen E1-like. Lineage: Eukaryota; Metazoa; Chordata; Mammalia; Artiodactyla; Balaenidae. Gene Ontology annotation, cellular component: nucleus. The record is from RefSeq and is a predicted model, not a curated record. Gene Ontology annotation, biological process: negative regulation of transcription by RNA polymerase II.